ACUAUGAUUGUUCUGUGUGAAGGUAUCAGAUACACUUUCCAGUGUAACCUUUUCUAUGAAAGCGAGAGAGCCUAAAAUGUCGACCGGUGGCACUAUACACAAUUAUUAUGUUGAUUCUUUCAUAGGUCAAGAGACAGAGGACUUAUAUGCGGCUAGGUAUUCCCAAGGAUCACACGGCGCAGCUUCAAGGCCAUCAGGUGUAGCAGACACUUCAGAUUUCUCUUCCUGCAGUUUUACCCCCAAGUCAACCGCAUUUUCAAAUCCCUGGUCUCCCGUUCACCCUCAAUCCUCUGCCGCCGUUGCAGGAAUCUAUCAUCCUUACAUGCAUCAAUCGCAUCUUGCAGCUGGAGACAGCAGAUACGUGCGCUCGUGGUUAGAACCGAUUUCCAGUUCAGUCUCUUUCCCCGGAUUCCAUCCUAAUGGCCGGCAUUACGGGAUCAAGCCAGAAACUUUAUCAACCAAGAGGACUGAGUGCUCUUCCUAUGAGCUGCAAACUCUCAGCCUGCCGGACUUCACUUGCGGCUCCUACCCAGAGUGCAGGGAGAAGCUUCCCAAGGAGCUUGGUUGCACCAGCUCCGAGACUACGAGCAACAGUGAGCACAAGGAGGAGAAACAACAGCAACUUGACCCAAACCAUCCCGCAAUAAAUUGGAUCCACGCGCGCUCUACCAGGAAGAAGCGUUGCCCUUACACCAAAUACCAGACGCUUGAAUUAGAAAAAGAGUUUUUAUUUAAUAUGUAUCUCACCAGAGACCGGCGUUAUGAAGUUGCUAGAAUUUUAAAUCUUACUGAGCGGCAAGUAAAGAUUUGGUUUCAAAACAGAAGGAUGAAAAUGAAAAAGAUGAACAAGGUGAAAAAUAAUGAAGAACCUUGAACGAACAGCUGUUUCUUAACCAUAGGUCAGAAAACCCUACAGACGGUGUAUAAAGCGUUUUGUCUAUCUAGUGGUGCCUAAUCGAAGCACGGUUUAUGUUUCUCAGUGUUGUACUGCUCCAGAGCAACCUCGUGUUUAAACAAAUGACAUUCACCCAGAGACUGUUCCUGACUUGCUGCUAUUGGGAUACAUUAAAACGGAACUUAAACUGAAGUCAGCACGUUGCCUGUAUUAUUUUAAAACUUUGACAUUAUUAUAAUGUACUUGUUUUAUAUAAAAAUAAAACAUGGAAAUUUGAAGAUU
Molecule: messenger RNA, 1177 nt
Organism: Rhincodon typus (whale shark)
Lineage: Eukaryota; Metazoa; Chordata; Chondrichthyes; Orectolobiformes; Rhincodontidae
Gene: hoxd9a
Product: homeobox D9a
Exons: 2
Coding region: 56-874 (272 amino acids)
Biological process (GO): proximal/distal pattern formation; DNA-templated transcription; regulation of transcription by RNA polymerase II
Cellular component (GO): nucleus
Molecular function (GO): DNA-binding transcription factor activity, RNA polymerase II-specific; RNA polymerase II cis-regulatory region sequence-specific DNA binding
Source: RefSeq, a predicted model, not a curated record